Bombus pascuorum is the source of this 829-nucleotide messenger RNA. RefSeq names its product 2-iminobutanoate/2-iminopropanoate deaminase (gene UK114). Lineage: Eukaryota; Metazoa; Arthropoda; Insecta; Hymenoptera; Apidae. Gene Ontology annotation, molecular function: deaminase activity. The transcript is spliced from 5 exons. The record is from RefSeq and is a predicted model, not a curated record. Gene Ontology annotation, cellular component: cytosol. Bases 84 to 497 code for a protein of 137 amino acids.
UAUAUAUAUAUAUAUAUACGAUAGAACAGUUAAGUUGAGAUCAAGUAAUGAAUGUAUUUUAAACUGGGAAAGAGAACAUAAAGAUGGCAUCUCAGAAGAUUAUAAGAAAAAUAAUAUCAUCUUCAUUAGGUCCAAAACCUAUUGGACCAUAUAACCAAGCAGUACUUGUAGAUCAUACUUUAUAUUUGUCUGGAGCUCUUGGUAUUGAUGUUAAAACUGGAAAACUUGUUGCUGGAGGUGCUGCUGUAGAAGCUCGCCAAGCUCUUAUAAAUAUGGGCCAUGUCUUAAAGGAAGCUGGAUCUAAUUAUGAUAAAGUCGUUAAAACAACAAUUUUCUUACAAGAUAUUAAUGAGUUUAGUGAUGUAAAUGAAGUCUACAAAGAAUUUUUUAAGGAAAGCUAUCCAGCUAGAUCUACAUUCCAAGUUGGAAAGUUACCAAUGGGAGCAAAAUUUGAAAUUGAAGCUAUUGCUGUUGUUGGUGAGGUAGAAACAGUUUGAAUAUUAUAAGCAAAAUUAAUUUAAAUUUUAUAUAUCAAUGAAAUAUGUUUACAUUUAAGCAUUUAAAUAUUAUCUUGAAUUUACUGUUUUUAUGUAUGAUGCUUUUAUGAUUAUAUUAAUAAAAAUCUGGUUCUUUUACCAUAUGUAUAUUUAAAUAUAAGUUUAUUUUUUAAAAACAAAUAAUGGGUAAUAGUAAUGGGAAAUAUCUUUCAUAAAUUAUAUCAAAUAUUUUUGUACUAUUGAAAAACCUUAGAAAUAAAUAUUUUUGCAAAGUUUCCUUUAAUAUUUUGCUUUAUACAGGACAUAUAAAAAAAGUAGAAAACGUAAAAUAA